Messenger RNA from Sardina pilchardus (European sardine), 1622 nucleotides. RefSeq names its product solute carrier family 2 member 15b (gene slc2a15b). The record is from RefSeq and is a predicted model, not a curated record. NCBI's taxonomy places the organism in Eukaryota, Metazoa, Chordata, Actinopteri, Clupeiformes, Clupeidae. The coding region runs from base 84 to 1622 and encodes 512 amino acids. The transcript is spliced from 12 exons. Gene Ontology annotation, biological process: monosaccharide transmembrane transport. Gene Ontology annotation, cellular component: plasma membrane. Gene Ontology annotation, molecular function: hexose transmembrane transporter activity.
GAGGAAAUAAACUUUUAUACUGUUUUCAGCCUCUUCGCUCAGCUUCUUUGCGUAACGGGGAGCCGCUGUCUAUGUAUUCUUAAAUGGCGGAAGAGGUCUUGAUUGAAUCUUCUGGGAAAAUAUCUGUGCACCUGACAAAGUCCCUGUUGGCGGUAGCUUUCCUCUCGUCCUUCGGCAGCUCCAUGCUCUAUGGCUACAACCUGGCCGUAGUCAACUCUCCUGCUGAGUACAUUAAGGAGUUCUACAACAGCACGCUGAUCAGGAGAAAUGGCGAGGGCGUGGACGAGCAGACCCUCACGCUCAUGUACUCGGUCACCGUCUCCAUCUUUGCCAUCGGUGGCCUGCUCGGUUCCUUCAUGGUGGGAAUGCUCGUCAGCAGAUUCGGGAGAAAAGGGACGCUGGUGUGCAGCACGGUGCUGGUGUUUAUAGGGGGCGCUCUCAUGGGCUCCAGCAGGAUGUGUGGCUCACCUGAGAUGAUCAUCGUGGGGAGGUUUAUCACCGGGAUACACUCAGGGAUCUCGCUCAGCGUCGUGCCCAUGUACUUGGGGGAGAUCGCGCCGAAGAACCUGCGAGGGUUCCUAGGGCUGGUGCCCAGCAUCUUCAUCUGCAUCGGAGUCUUCAUCGCUCAGAUCCUGGGUCUGCACGAGCUGAUGGGGAAGGAGGAGUACUGGCCCCUGUUCCUCUCGCUGGUCGUGGUGCCCACCUUCAUCCAGCUCAUGCUGUUGCCAUGGUUUCCAGAAAGUCCACGGUACCUGCUGAUAGAGAAGCGAAACAUCCACGCUACCAUCACAGCCCUGAAGUGGUAUCGCAGGCGGAGCAAUAUCCAGGCAGAGGUGGAGGAGAUGCAGGAGGAGAGCCGGUCGCUCUCGUCCGUCCAGACGCUGUCCGUGCUCGAGCUGCUGCGCGACCGCUCCGUCCGCUGGCAGGUGCUGACCGUCAUGGUGGUCAACGCCGGCAUGCAGCUCUCCGGCAUAGAUGCGAUCUGGUUCUACACCAACGACAUAUUCGAGAACGCGGGCAUUCCCCGGUCCCAGAUCCAGUACACCACCGUGGGAACCGGAGCCAUCGAGGUCAUCGCCGGCCUGGUCGGGUGCUUCACCAUAGAGAGACUGGGCAGACGACCCCUGAUGAUUGGUGGAUUCAGCUUCAUGGGAUUCUGUUGUUGUGGAAUCACACUGUCACUCAUCCUUCAGGCCAGUAUACCCUUCAUGCACUACAUCAGUGUGGCCUGUGUAGUGGGAAUCAUCGCUGGCUUUUGCAUAGGACCAGCCGGCGUGCCUUUCUUGAUGACAGGGGAGCUCUUUAAGCAGUCCCACAGACCUGCCGCCUUCAUAGUGGGAGGGUCACUCAACUGGCUGUCCAACUUUACCGUCGGAUUCAUCUUCCCCUUCCUGCAGAUGUCCGCCGGGGCGUACUGCUACCUGGUCUUCUUCGCCGUGUGCGCGGGCGUGUCGGCCUACGUCUACUUCGUCAUCCCCGAGACCAAGAACAAGACCUUCGUGGAGAUCAGCCAGAUGUUCAGCUCCAAGGACAACGCCAUGGAGAUCCACGCCCUGGGCGUCACGGCGCAUGGCAGCAAACUGAACGGCUACGGCGCCCUGGAAGAGGACAGGGAGAAAUAG